This is a messenger RNA of Galleria mellonella (greater wax moth), 831 nucleotides long. RefSeq names its product p53 and DNA damage-regulated protein 1 (gene Pdrg1). The coding region runs from base 209 to 607 and encodes 132 amino acids. Gene Ontology annotation, cellular component: prefoldin complex. The record is from RefSeq and is a predicted model, not a curated record. The transcript has a single exon. NCBI's taxonomy places the organism in Eukaryota, Metazoa, Arthropoda, Insecta, Lepidoptera, Pyralidae. Gene Ontology annotation, biological process: protein folding.
AUCAUCGAACAUUGAUGAUCAUCGAGCAUAUUACACUAUGUCUAUCGUCAAUGUUAUAGAAACAAUAGAAUUUUAUUAUACAAAUUAGUUAUUUUAUUAUAUAAAAAUUUAUAGCGUAAGGCAAAAACUAACGAAAUGAAACUAUGAAAGCUUUGGUACUCAAAGUCAUACAUAUAUUCGCUAAAAUAAUAUAAUAUUAGUUUAUGUCAUGAUGGACCAGGACCAGGAAAAGGUUUUGAAGUAUCUUGUGUUAGUAGAAAAAUUAGCAGAAGAAAUAUUGUGUGAUAGGCGUGAAAUUGUUUUGUUAGACAAAAGAAGAAACCAAAAUCGUGAAGCUUUGAGGAAUCUCACGAAAUCAAACCAGCAAAAAUGUUGGCUGACAGUAGGCUCAGUGUUAAUUAAACACAAUACUGAAGUAGCAAGAUCUCUUCUAGAAAAAGAUCAGAAGCAAUUAGAUAUAGAUAUUAAUAAGCUGCGAUGUGAUCUAAAAGUAAAAGUAAAUAAUUUAAGAGAUUUGGAAAUGCAACCACCUGUGCCUGGAUUGAUGUUAGUACCUAUGUCAUUAAAAGAGACAGAAGGGCUAUCAAAAGCUGGAAUUAUUCCAUAAAUAUAAUAACAGGUGUUGUUAACACUACUUAGAAUUUUACAGGAUUUAUACUUAUUUUUAACAAUUACAGUGGAAUAAACAGAUGAGAAUCAAGUGUUUUGAUUGUGUUAUUGUGUGUAUGUAUAAAAACCAGAUAAUGUGACCUGAUAAUAUUGUUUUGUUAUAGUGGUGACUUAUUUUGAGUAUUAUAAAUAAAAAAUGCUUCAAUGUUUUGAACAAAUAAA